This is a messenger RNA of Magnolia sinica, 690 nucleotides long. RefSeq lists its product as uncharacterized. Gene Ontology annotation, biological process: cell fate determination. The record is from RefSeq and is a predicted model, not a curated record. The coding region runs from base 118 to 504 and encodes 128 amino acids. Lineage: Eukaryota; Viridiplantae; Streptophyta; Magnoliopsida; Magnoliales; Magnoliaceae. The transcript is spliced from 2 exons.
GUUUCAAACACCUCUAACAAAGUCACACCCCUUCCACACCUUUGUCUAUAUAACUCUUCCCACUACUUAGCCUCUUCACACAAAACAGAUUGCCACAACUGAAAAAAAAAUAAAAAAAUGCCAACUUCACCAUCAGAACCUCUCAAGCUUGCUUUAUGGGCAUUUCUUGCAGCUGCCUCCAUCCUUCUCCGUGGAUGCUGCGGUGCAAGUUGCGGCAUCAACCGUCCAACGGUGCAACAGACUCAGGUGGGGCGCGGUAACCCUCCAAAAUUCACAGUCGAGAUCCGGAAUAACUGCCAGACGUGCCCUGCAAUCAACAUCCACAUCAAGUGCGGCAACUUCUCCCAGGCCUUGGUGAACCCCAAGCUGUUCAGAGUGCUGGCCUACGACGAUUGUGUUGUGAACAGCGGCUUGCCUUUGGCUCCACUGCAGAAGCUGUCUUUCAGCUACUCACACCAGAAGUUCCUCAUGUCCUUAAGAACUUGGUAUUUCCAAUGCGAAUGAGAGGCUGACCAUUCCUUCAUUGCCCCUCUUCCAAUUUCAAAUCCAACUGCUGUUUCAUCUCCUCUGUAUGUUUGUCUUACAUAUCUUAGAUGCUGAUGUUGCUCUUUUGAAUUAUGUUUUGAACAGUCUUCAAGAAAGUGCAUGUAACUUACAGUUUGGAAAGGGUACCAUGCAACCUUUCAGUAA